UAUACAUAGCCAUAGCCCUUUCUUAGUCGACUAUCUCGAUCUCUCUCCGCGGAUGCUGCUCAAGUUCGAGUUCGAUAUUGUGCAGACAGUUUCGGUGGUUAGGACUACUGCUUUGCUCUGUCUCUCGAUUCCAAAUUGCUCAUCACUACAGGUUUGAAUUAGAGGUAAAAUGACGAUGCACACUGUUUUCUUCAAAGAAAAUCACGAAUCGGUUGCUAUGGCGGUUACUCAUAAUUCCUUGGAGCUUUCUGCUGGCGGUAGUCGAUCGAUUAAUGUGGCUAAGGAAUCUGAACAUCAGCCUCGUCUGGAAAAGGAAAACAACACUCAAUUCACUCUGUUCUCUGAAUCUGAUUUAGGUGAUCUCAGGACCGCUGAGAACGGGGCAAAGACCAAUCCAAAAAGGGUCUCCUUGGUAGUCCAAGCAGCUGCUACAAUGGACUAUCAAGGGCAUUUCAGCCUUGGAUUUGGCAAACCACCGAUUCCUUAUGCAGAGCAGUGUGGCGGAGGAGUUUACGCGAAUUAUGGAUCUGAAAUCUUGGGCCGCGUGGUGCUACCAUCGAGCUUGGCUAGUGAUGGAGGGCCAAUAUUCGUGAAUGCCAAGCAAUACAACGGGAUAAUGAGACGCAGAAAGUCGCGCGCCAAAGCUGAGAUGAAGAAUAAAAUGGCCAAAUCCCGCAAGCCGUAUAUGCACUUGUCCCGGCAUCUCCAUGCAAUGCGGCGCCCAAGAGGCAGCGGUGGCCGCUUCCUCAACACAAAGGGCCCAAAAUUUAACAACGAAAAUUUUUCCACCUUAACAAAAACCGAUGAUGGAGGAAAACAUCGUCCUCACCUCACAGAGUCACAGAUAUCUCAAGCACUACAAUACAACAUCAGCUCUGAGGUAUCGAACUCAAUAUUCUCCGGUAACCACACUUUUCACCCAGUGAGUCGUCUCCACAGCUACGGCCCAUUUCCCGAUAUGGGAAAUACCGGGCUCGCCAUUGCCAUGGCCACUGGUGGCAAUUACCUCAAAGUUUGAGGGCAAUGGGCAACUCAUUCUUGGCUAAUCAUCUCCGUCGUCUCGACUUGUCGACGACGACAGAGAUGAAAACAAUAUAUAUAUAUAUGCACACAGAUAUGUAUGUGUAUAGGUACACAUGCUUUGUGUGUGAGUUUGUGUACCUUUUUUUACUUGCAUGGUUUGUGUGUUUUAAAAAUAAGACCAAAGUGGAGAAUGUGUUUUUAUUGCAAUGUAUCAUAUCCAUCAUUUGAUCUCAUCUGAUGGUCUCAUUUCCUCUAUGGAGAUAUUGUUGUGUUUUUAUCUGUUUUGGAUGUAAUAAAUAAUACUACUUGUCUUUGAUAUGUGAUGACUUGUUUGUGUAUUAUUUAGUUAAUUAAAGACUGGUUU
Messenger RNA from Andrographis paniculata, 1387 nucleotides. Its product is annotated as nuclear transcription factor Y subunit A-2-like. The coding region runs from base 170 to 1018 and encodes 282 amino acids. Gene Ontology annotation, molecular function: RNA polymerase II cis-regulatory region sequence-specific DNA binding; DNA-binding transcription factor activity, RNA polymerase II-specific. The transcript is spliced from 6 exons. Lineage: Eukaryota; Viridiplantae; Streptophyta; Magnoliopsida; Lamiales; Acanthaceae. Gene Ontology annotation, cellular component: CCAAT-binding factor complex. The record is from RefSeq and is a predicted model, not a curated record. Gene Ontology annotation, biological process: regulation of transcription by RNA polymerase II.